Meloidogyne enterolobii is the source of this 1032-nucleotide messenger RNA. The record is from the annotation of a GenBank genome assembly. NCBI's taxonomy places the organism in Eukaryota, Metazoa, Nematoda, Chromadorea, Rhabditida, Meloidogynidae.
UUAAUAGAAAGUAUGGAAAUGGAUACAGAUAUUCGCCCAACACAAGAAGAUGUAGCCAAAAAAUUUGGUUGGGAGGAUGAAUAUAAUAACGGAAAAUUAAAUUUGUGGCAAAAGGUCAAACCAAAAUUGUGGUCGCUGUUUGAAGAGCCGUGGACAUCGCGUGGGGCGAGGAUAAUUUCAAUAAUUUCAAUUUCCUGUAUUGUUUUGUCUAUUUUAUGUUUUUGUUUAAAAACUAAUUCUGGAAUACGUCAAGUUGGAAAUUUUCCUGCUUCGGAAUAUGUUUAUUUUAAUAAUAAUAGUGUUUUGAUUAAAAGUAUGAGGCGGCAAAAUAUUAAUUUGCCAAGAAGCCCAACAACAACAACAACUUCCUUCAUUAUUCAAUUCUUCUAUCUAGAAUUGGCUUGUAAUUUAUGGUUUACCUUUGAAUUUAUUGCCAGGCUUCUUUUCGCCCCCAGCCGUUCCAGAUUUAUCAAAAACCCUUUAAAUCUGAUAGAUUUAUUCGCAACAACCUCGUUUUAUAUCGACUGGAUUUUAACAAACAAUUUUUUAAAUAAUAAUGAUUCUUUGGAGUGUUUGAAUAUUAUGAGGGUUUUGAGGCUUUUUAAAUUGGCACAACACUCUUCUGGAUUGAAAAUACUUAUACAGACAUUCAAGGCGUCAGCGAGGGUGUGGAAAAAUAAUUUUUUAUUCUUUAAGUGUUUUUGAUUUACAUUUCCCUAUUUUAAUUGCCUUGGCCUUGGGAGGGGAAGGUUAAAGGGCUUGAAGAGGAGGGUGAUAACCUUGGGAGUGGAAGGUGAUAGGACUUGGAGGUGAAGGUGAUAAGGGACCUUGGGAGGUGGGAGGUGAAAGGACUUGGAGGUGAAGGUGAUAGGGGACCUUAGGAGUGGAAGGUGAUAGGACUUGGAGGUGAAGGUGAUAGUGGACCUUGGGAGGGAAAGGUGAUAGAACUUUACAAGAAGUAUAGUGUGUACAUAGCUCUUAUCACGUAUGUGAUUUACCGGCUAACAGGGGAUGCUUUCAUCUUGGGAGAGG